UCAGUAAUAUUGGCAAAGAGUUAUAUUUUCAAAUUUUAGAAUUAUUUUUUUAUUAUAUUGUUUAUAAGUGGCCAGUUCUAAGAACUUUCAGUUUGACCCUCGUAUAUCAUUGUAAUUUUUACAUAUGAUAUAUUUCUAUUGUCGUUAUAAUAAUAAAUAUUAAAAUAAAAAAAGCAUUUAAGGGGGCGCCCACACAAAAUACGUAUUUUCUUUGCUCGCACUUGGCUUAAUACUCAUAUUCUUUAUUAUUUUUUGUUUAGGCUCUUGUUGGUUAUCCUGACAGCGAGCAGUUUCACAUAUUUGAAUUGACUAAACAAUUACCAAGAUUUUCAAUGUAUACCAUAGCCCCACAAAAUGUGAUAGUUUCAAAAGAUAGCUAUGUGACCUUCAGAAUAACAGAAAGAGUACAGAGAAUUUGUAUUUGGAUAAACCAGAACUUUCUCUUGGAUCAAGAGUUGGAGCUCACGUCGGAGGAGACAAAGGAACUCCAGUUGACUCUAUACAGUUUGAGGGACCAAUCUUUACUGAACAUGAAUUUUGGAUCCGAUGGAAAUGUGAAAUUUUACACAUCCGAUAUCAGAUUAGCGGGAGACCUUGUACAGAGUCUUGCUAUUUAUUUGAAUCUCAUUGAUUUACAGGUAACCAGUUAUGAUUUAAAAAACACCACCUUAUUUAUAAAAAAACUUUAAGGGUUAAAAAUUGAACAGGCAAGUUCA
Messenger RNA from Diatraea saccharalis (sugarcane borer), 716 nucleotides. The record is from the annotation of a GenBank genome assembly. Lineage: Eukaryota; Metazoa; Arthropoda; Insecta; Lepidoptera; Crambidae.